Messenger RNA from Triticum urartu, 1358 nucleotides. NCBI's taxonomy places the organism in Eukaryota, Viridiplantae, Streptophyta, Magnoliopsida, Poales, Poaceae. The record is from RefSeq and is a predicted model, not a curated record.
GUUCCACUUUUCCGGUACCAAACGUCACCUUCUUCCCAGCUUCCUCCUCCGUCCACCCACGCCGCCGACGCGCCUCCGCCGGUCCGGUCUACAUAUACCAGCGCCCUCGCCAUCCCCCAUUUCCUUCCUCCCCAACCCGCCAUUUUCCGUCCUCACCGAGACGGUUCCCAUCCCCGCGCAUCUGCCUCUGCCGUCUCCGCCCGGUGCCAUCUUCUUCGCUCACUCCGCGCAGGCCAACUAAUCUUUCUGAUCGGCCGGCCGGUCGAAAUGGGCCACGAGGGAGCCAAGUACGGCGACGACGGCCGCCCCACCUGCGACUGCCUCCUCUUCGACCUUGAUGACACGCUCUACCCGGUGGGAUCAGGCAUCGGCCUCGACGUCAUGAAGAACAUCCAAGAAUACAUGGUCGAGAAGCUCGGCAUCGACAAGAGCAUCAGCCACGAGCUCUGCAUCCUGCUGUACAAGCAGUACGGAACCACCAUGGCCGGUCUGCGGGCUGUCGGGUACCAGUUCGACUACGAUGAUUUCCACGGCUUUGUUCAUGGAAGGUUGGCCUACGAAAAGCUCAAGCCUGACCCUGUGCUCAGGAACAUCCUUCUGAGCCUACCAAUCCGCAAACUCGUGUUCACGAAUGGUGACAGGCUCCAUGCUUCGAGGGCCAUGAAGAGGCUUGGGAUCGAGGACUGCUUUGAGGGAGUUCUGUGCUUUGAGACAUUGAACCCGCCACCGCCCACUCCUGCGCCAGCCAGCAAAGUUGAGAUCUUUGAUAUAAUGAAGCACCUGGCUCAUCCGGAGCCUGGGGUUGAGCUGCCAAGGUCACCAAUCCUGUGCAAACCGAAUAUAGAUGCAAUGCUGCAUGCCCUCAAGCUUGCCGACAUCAAUCCUCAGACUACUAUAUUUUUUGAUGACAGCGUCAGGAACAUCCAGGCCGGGAAGCAAAUCGGAAUGCACACUGUCCUGGUUGGAACUUCUGAAAAGAUUAAAGGUGCUGACCAUGCCUUGGAAAGCCUCCACAACAUGAAGGAAGCGUUUCCAGAACUGUGGGAGGAGGCUGUGAAGGAUGAGGACGUCAGGAAAUCGAGCAAAGUUGGAAUCGAGACAUCGGUGAUCGCUUAAAAUCCCUCAUGAACUGACUCAUGGUUUUGGGCAAAGGGCACAUGAGACGACCAGAUCCAGUAUCUGUUUGUCUGACAGUAGACAUGCUGAUUAGACCAAGAGAAAAUUGUUGUAAUCGUUAAGGGAACUGAUGCCACUUUCGUUAUGUUUGUCCCUUGUAAUAAGAAAUAAAAUGUUCUGAACCUCGCUGUAACUCCGUUCACGGGGCAAUAGACCUGCUAUGCUAGUACUAUUUGACAUUA